This is a messenger RNA of Vanrija pseudolonga, 1749 nucleotides long. RefSeq names its product Sporulation-specific protein 5 (gene spo5). NCBI's taxonomy places the organism in Eukaryota, Fungi, Basidiomycota, Tremellomycetes, Trichosporonales, Trichosporonaceae. The coding region runs from base 1 to 1749 and encodes 582 amino acids. The transcript is spliced from 9 exons. Gene Ontology annotation, molecular function: mRNA binding. The record is from RefSeq and is a predicted model, not a curated record. Gene Ontology annotation, cellular component: cytoplasm; ribonucleoprotein complex; nucleus.
AUGGGCCACCUCAACCCCCGCGCCAAGACCUUCCUCGGUGGCCACUCGGGCACGACGACCGCCACCACUGUCAACCACGCCGGCCCCGCCACCCACUCGUCGCCGCCCAACACCACCCAGUCAGUCAUGUCGUCUAACACUGCUCCCAACUACAUGCUCCACAUGCUGACGACCAGUGCCCCCACCCCCACCCCCUCCAACUCGCCGUCCAGCAGCGACGACUCGAAGACCCGCGCUCCCGUCGCCCCGCGCUUUGGCCACAACUGGUCCACCCUCCCCGCCGCGCCGGCGUCGGCCAGCGCGCGCUCCCAGCGCUUCGAGCCCAACAGUCUCUCUCCCUCGAAAGACCUCAUCACUCCGUACUCGCACCGUUCGCGCUCGCCUAGUGUGCCGGUGAUCCUUCCUUCGGAUGAGGAGCGCCGCGAGUCGAUCCCUUCCCGUACCAACCUCCCGGCCGUAGACGCGUCCCUUCGCGCCCUCGGCCGCCUCCAGCUGAGCGAGCCCACCCCUGCGUUUAACCCCUUUGACUCGGGCAACGAGCACAUCCUCUACGCUAGCAGCGCCAGUAGUGUCCUCGAGGAGAGCAGGAACGUCUACAUCGCCAACCUCCCCAUGGACGUCACCAACGAACGCCUCACCGAGAUGGGCAGCCAUUUUGGCACAGUCAUUUACGCGAGCAUUCACCACGAGGGCACCACGCUUGAGACGUAUGAGAUGCUUCCUGAGCGUGCCAAGACCGGCCUCCUCCCCGCGUCCUUCGCCUUCAUCAUGUUCACCGAGGUCGGCGCCGCGCGCCACUUCAUCGAGGUGAUGCCCAAGUUCUGGCCGUGCCAGUGCAUGCCCGCCAACGAGACGCAUCAGCUCAAGAGCAAGGUGCACGAGGACCCGCACUCGAGUAACCUCUAUGUGGCCGAGAUCCCUCUCAACUGUACUGAGCAGGACCUGCACACCCUUAUGCACCCCGGAGUCAUCUCGUCCCACCGUUUCCUCAUCGACGGCAGCGGCAACCGCCGCGGCGUUGCUAUGGUUCGCCUCCAGAGCCGCGCUCAGGCCGAGGCCGCCAUUGCUCGCCUCGACCGCAAGAUCACGAUGCGUGGGUGCGUCAAGCCCAUCCAGGUUCGCAUUGCCGACUCGGAGUCGCAGAAGCUUUACAAGAAGAGCGGUUCGGGCAAUGUGUCGCCGCCCGGCCUCCGCCGCGCCACCAGCAUCGCUACCAUGCAGACUCCUGCUCCCCAGCCACUCACCACCAUGCAGACCCCAGCUCCCCAGCCGACCCCGGUUGCCAAGCUCUCGCCCGACCUGGCGUACCAGGAGCUGUCGGAGGGUGAGCUCCAGGCUGCCGUCCAGAUCGGCGACGGUGCUCGCCGUGAGCUCAUUCGCCGUGAGUCUAUGCGCGCUCUCCACUCGCGUGCUUCGGCUCCCUCUCUUUCGUCGGUGUCGACUCGCCAGAACCCUGUCGCUCCCACUCUUACGUCGGCGUCGACCCGCCAGAACUCUGUCGCGUUCCCCGAGAUGCCGAUGACGCCGACGACCCCCACGAUCUUUGGCUCCUCUUCGGCGGAGCCGUGGGCGAUCCUCCCCACCUCGCCCACCAACGCCACUACCCGCGACACCGGCCGCUGGGAGCGCGGCAACGGCCGCAAGAUGUACACGCCCGACUCGGAGUCGUCGCCGUCGUCGUCUGCGUCGUCGCGCGCCGCUCUCUGGACCGACCGCUACGGCGCGUCGUCGAGCAGCUGGCGCAACUAA